This is a messenger RNA of Acanthaster planci (crown-of-thorns starfish), 5253 nucleotides long. It is a transcript of the gene tp53i11, whose product is annotated as tumor protein p53 inducible protein 11. The record is from RefSeq and is a predicted model, not a curated record. Lineage: Eukaryota; Metazoa; Echinodermata; Asteroidea; Valvatida; Acanthasteridae.
CUACUCGCUGCGUGCGCUGCUUGCACGUGUACAUUCAUGGAUACGCGCGCACUUAAAAGUAUGUGUACAUAUACUUUAUAUGUACUCGAGCGUUGCACGUUGGAUUUCAAGCUGAACGAACAUGUAUCUUAGGCCUAAUUCACACAUUUUCAAGACGGUAAAGUGAUAUUAAUAUUAACCUCAAACAGAAGCGGAGAAAUAGGCCUACACAUGUAUUCUUUAGACAAUGCUGACCAACGUAGUGAGCAACUUUCACAGGGCAGAGCCCGCGGCACUACCUUAACGAUCAGAUAGCCAGGGCCUUCAUGUACAUUGUAAUUGUUUUCAAUAACGUUAUAUGUUGGUGGGCUGCACAUCUACCAAGUCGAGGAUGAGACAAAUGGAAGAUCUUGUUAAUGACAGAAAACAGAGCAGUGGGGAUCUGCAGAGUCGACUCAAAACAAGGAAGUUGCUGGGUGUUGGAGAGUGUGAAGAUGGUUCAGUACCAGUUUCUAAGAUAAGUCAGAUCUUGGGAAGUGAUGAUCAUUACUUGAUGACAUUGCCUAAUGGGCUGCGGUUAUGGCAGGUUGCAACAGCUAUUGUUUUCAGUGCAGUAGCAUUGCUGGCCAUGAUUUUCCCUGUACCAUUGUUUGAUGCCAUAUUUGCCUCCAACUGCAGUGCUGAUGCUAUUUUGCCCAUUCGUCUCUUUGGAGCAGCUUUGACAUGUCUUGGACUAUUAUUCUGGGGUGCUGUCAAGUCAGUCAGCAGAUAUAUCAUAAGAUGGACUUUGCUGUCACAAGUCCUGUACCUCUCCAUCCAAGCUACAGUGAUGAUGUGCAGUUUGUAUGGGAGUUUGUCCUUCAACUUCUCCAGCGUGCUGGUGCUGCUUGUUCUGUUCAUGGCUAUCACAAUCAGCUUGUAUUUUUAUGCCAUUCUGUCUGGAUUCAAUGCUAAGUGGCUAUGGAAACCCAAAAUGGUUACCUAUGAUGUGUCAUCGGCAGAUAAGAGUGAUUAGGCAAGGAUCAGCUGAAUGUCUUGCAUUGUCCACCUAGCAUAACCUCAGUCCAGUUGGUAUUUGGUAGUGGUGAAUGUCAGCUGGUGUCAUUUCAAUGAGCAAAUAAAACUGUCCAAGUUACAUAGAUACAUUUACAUGUAAAUAUAGUGUUAAUGUAUGUCACUUCAUUUCUCUGGAACUCCUGGGUUUAAAGAUUUGUUCAUGCAGCUUGUAUAAUUCAUUGUCUGCACUAUGAAGUGAUGUAUUGUGGAUAGUUGCCGCACCACAAACUGAUGUAUCGUGUGCACAAAGUCUAUGGAUGGUAAGUCACAUCAUGGUACACCAAAACAUCACUUCGUAGUGAAACCGACAAAUUAUAUGCAUGAUCAUUAUUGCACGUGUAGAGAUCGACCCCCCAUACCUUCAGAUAGCCUCAAUUAAACAUUGCUAUAAGGACAUUAUGGGUCUAGAUAAUGGGAGAUUAUAUAAACUGGAUUAUUACCUGCAGUUAUUUAGUCCCCAAGGCCCAAACUAUGAUUAAACAGUGCAGUUUAUUGAGAAAAAGUUAUCAUCUCCUCCAUUCAUUUGAGGGAAACUGCUUGAUUUAUUUGCCUUCAUCUUGCCCUCAAGGAAGAGAAGUAGAUAUCGCAGUGUUAAAUAACACAUCAGAAUCAUGGCAUACUGAAUAGUAGAAAGCACAAGUAACAUGAUUAGUAUACCAGUGGUAAAUCGAAAGCACCGCAGGUCUAAAAACGGUAGGACAGAAACAGAGUAUAACUUGGUUGGUUCAUUGGAGACAACAAUACAGGUAACUUUUAUGGAGAAAUGAAGAUGUCAGUAGAUUUAAUGUUUAGGAGCAUCAGAAUGAUAAAGGUAGCCCAACUCACACUGUUUGUCCCAGUUUUCUAUUUACAGUGCUCAAAUUCAAAUCAAUAGUUAAGUCAACUGAAGAGGGUUUGCUUGAAGUGACUGAUGUCCAAGAGAGGGUGUACUAGGUUUACCUGGAAUUUCAAUCUUGUUUUUCAAUUGAGGGAAAAAUUAUCAAUCUUUGGGGGAUCCCUCAUACUCCGCAUAGCAACACUCCACUGUUUCUUGUGUAUAUUCCAUUCAGGACACUUAAUAUACCAAAAAAUGCGUGUAUAAUGGAAAGAUAAUGUAUGCUGUGCAGUAUAUGAAACAUCAAACUGUACAUAAUGUAGCAUGCUUACACAUUCUACAAGUCAACUUCCACAGUGCUACAUUUUACAAUUGCACAUGUAGUUCAUGUGAAGUUGUGGUUGAAAGUUUACAUGCACUGGUACUAAAAGUUUUACUUACAAGAACUAAAUUACAGUGUUUAAGACCUGGCAACCCUUCCUGUUAUUUACGUAAUCAAUCAGAACAUGUGCUCUACUUUAAUCAUUUAUUCAAAAAUUCAUUGAAUUACAUAUAAAGUGGUGUGCUGACUCUUCAGCUACAGAAGGAAGAAUAAUUGUCAAGAAUCAGCAAAGUCGUAGAAAUUGUAUUUGAACUGUUUAAGUCAGACUUUUGACAACUGUAGAUGCCAGUUGAAUUGCUGUCACCUUUUUAUUUUGCAAAAUUACAAGUAUUACUCUCUUGAAAUUAUUUGCUUUCAUGAAGUCUAGAAAACUUUUUUGGGCUAAUAAGAAAAUAAGUAAUAUCAAGAAGAUACCACUAUCCAUAUAGGGCGUAUGUGGAGUAUUUUUGGUUUUCUUCUGAUCAUAAAUCUCAUUCUUUCACAGACACAUUUUAUGACAGUGCCUGGAUACUUUUGCAUUCUAUCUGUUCAUUGGAUCGGCUAAUGGAAGCCAGAUAUACAUGUACAUUCUUUGAGCAAAACUACUUUGAAGAGAAACUACUUUGAGUAGAGCUACAGUGUACUUGGAGCAGAAAAGGACGUGAAAUCUGGAAAAAGAUUAUUUAAAAUUGCACUAAGAAUUAAAGAAUUAGUGAGUACAACACACUGACCAUUAUUAUGCAUGAAUGUUUAUUGCACAGUAUGAUUUGUAUUCGUGUCCACUGCAUGGAGUUAGAGUCGUACGCACAGUUUAGACAAAGUAUCAGUUAAAAUACAAACAGCAUUAUAUUUUACAAGACAGUAUAUACCUUUUCCAUGCGUAAUGUUCCAAAUACGUUAAGCAUUGUGUUUGGUCAAGGAACUUCUGCAGUUUUAUAAUCAUAUAAAAUGUCCAUAAAAUCCACCACUUUCAGUGUUUGAAGUAGAAACCUGCAGAGAGUAUUAUCAGAAAUUGCAUUUGUGCUCAGUGUAUAGUGGGCCAGCAGUCGCAUGACAUUCGUGCUGGUUCAGAACUAUGCAAAUACAAUACCUAUAGGUUAUGCAGUGUGGUGUUUCACCAGGGGAAAACAAGCAUUUUUAAACCAGUAAAUAAAUUCCUCAAGACUUAAUAUUAAAGCCUAGCAUUCAUCAAAAAUGACUUUGUGCUUGUAUAUGUGCAAUAUACAGAAUUCGUGCCAAUAAUUUGGUCAAAGUUGAAUUCAGUUCAGCUAGAGAUGCAUUCUGUCCCGCUUGAGCUCAUGUGGUACAUGUAGAUGCAAAAUUAACACAUAAGGGAUUUUGUUAGGGCAUAUCAAGUGACAAGUUAUUCAUGAACUUUGUGAAAAAUUCUUGCAAGUGGGAACAAGCCCUACCUUUGUGCUUGGCAGAUUUGUGCACUUAUGCAAAACAGGUUUAAUCAUUUUGAAGUUACAGCAACAAUAUUUCAUGAAGUAUACGAAAUAUAAACAUAACUUGGAGAACAAGAUAAAAUUGAAGUAGAAUAUGGAUGUUGCUAGCCUUCUUUAACUUCUGCCGUAACAAUUAUGGAACAACUCAUGGUAAAGUUCGUCACACUGGUGCAAUGAUGCCAUGUAGGUAUUUUUGGUGUAUACUGGCUUGAACCACAGAAGGGUCGAUGUAUAUACAUGUACAUGUACAAGUAUGUUCACAAAUGUACAUUUAGUUAUUUUUGUGUUAGUAGUACAGUACUUAAAACACUUGAAGGUCUAAUUGUAAUAAAACACAUUGUAUUAUAUAGAUAUAAAUGCAUCAGUUGCAUUAUGGAACAAGUUCUGGGGCGGCUUUUUGCAACUUGACACCUCGUUCCUGGCAAUGAUUUCACAAAAUGUGGCAUGACGUGGGAUGACAUGGCACAAAUUUUUGCCAUAGCUGCACAGUAUACGUUCAAUUUCACAGAAAGUUGCUUAGCUGCGUAACGUUUUAAUUAUAUUAAUUUCUUAGACUACAGUUACAGCUUUUACGACUGUACCUUUGCAAUAUUACAGCAGUCAUCUACCAGUCAUUGAAUUACCUUCACCCGCCAUUUGAAAAAACUUUUUUCUUCAUUGGCAUGGACAGAAAAUCUCAAAUUUCUCUUUCAGCCAAACAAAACUUUUCACAGACAUCUAAAUCAAAGCUGUGCAUUGUACGUUUCUUGUGCAAGCCUUGUUAAGUUAAGCAAUGAUGAACCUUAACCAAAUAUUUUAUUCAUUUCACUUUCGCUUUGUUCGGCAUAACUUACACCACCUAAAAUGAUUGCGUAAGUAACACCACAAAUUGUUGUGCAAGUUGGGGACUUUAGUGCUUAAGUUUUGUGAAAUCACUUUAAUUUGUUGCGCAAAGAAUGCAGUAAAAUGUGACAUGACAUGACACCAUUGUGUAAAGUGUCAUAAAAUCAGAUUCUCCAGGAAGGGUAGAAUGUCCUCUUUGCAGUGGUAUAAGCUUGUGAUGUUAUUGACACAGAUGAUGGAACGAAUUAGACCGAUGUUAAGGGUUUUGCCAUAACAGUAAUUUUUAUCUCGGUAUAUGUUUUAAGUGGACACCCUGUAUUGCAGAAACACCGUCAAUCAUGCUCUGGUUGAAACCUGACAAAGUUAACUUUAUACUGAAAAAAUAUAGUCAAGGUUUUGGAAUUACUAGUUUGUUGUUCAGGCUGUAUGCAGAUCAUUUGUUUUGACGUUAAUUAAUUUGGAAGUGUUAAUUGUUGUAUCACUGUCUAUUCAAUUUUAUUUUUCUUUGGAUUUGGCUCCCCCCCAAAAGAUAUCAGUCAGUACGGAUGGGGUGGAGCCCUCUCCCCCAUGAAAGACAUCUAUGGUAUGAUGUAUGCAUUUCUUUUUGUUCCACCUGUUUGCAAGCUGGAGUAGUUAGUCUUGCCAUUAAAAAUAUUAAAGUGACUUGAAAACUCUAAGUAUCAAAUGUGGGAAAUAAAGCAAUCGCAAAAUUCAACAAUAUUAGAUCUUUUAUUUCUAAUUGCUGGAAUAAAUUGAAUCAAGUUGUAUUGUCA